Saccostrea echinata is the source of this 1494-nucleotide messenger RNA. RefSeq lists its product as uncharacterized. Gene Ontology annotation, biological process: signal transduction. The record is from RefSeq and is a predicted model, not a curated record. The transcript is spliced from 8 exons. The coding region runs from base 1 to 1494 and encodes 497 amino acids. Lineage: Eukaryota; Metazoa; Mollusca; Bivalvia; Ostreida; Ostreidae.
AUGUCGAAAGAAAUGAUUCCUUUAUUACCCAUCGACGACGAAAUAAUCGUUAUUGAGGAAAAUCAUUUACAGUCACCAAAUUCAUGUUCGCAAUUAAACGAAUUGUACAAGGAAGAGGGGCAAGCGAGCGAUGAUACUUUAACAAAGCAUGCCGAAGAAACUGAGGAAAAAACUGUACUCGGACAAGAUGAAAUUCUUCAAUCAGUCUCAGACUGUGUAAUACCCCUCCCUCCCGGAAAGAAGUACCAUUUAUUUGUAUCUUACAGUUCAGAAGACAGGGAACAUGCCAACAUGAUACGCGAACAGAUGGAAAACAGAUUUCAUCUUAAGUGUAUGGAUUUCGAAAGAGAUUUUAUUCCUGGAAAAAAUAUAGAUGAAAAUAUCAGCGACGAAAUGGCUCAUAGUGUUAAAGUUCUUUUGAUUUUGAGUCCAUAUUACGUUCAAAGUCAUUGGUGUGUGACCGAAGCACGUGAAGCAUGCACACUUUCAUUCACAGAUGUUGAUAACUUAAAUGUGAUUCCACUCGUUUUAAAGCCUUUGCAUAAAGAAUUACCAUCUUUCUUAAAGUCAUUUGUGUACAUCGAUGCACAAAAAGAAUUAGAUGUUCCGGCGAAAAUUUACGAAGCUUUUAAUCAUCCCGGAUCUCUGGAUCCAUUACAUCAAGACAGAUCAGCCACAACACAGAAUGGUGUUGUUCUAUGCCGGAAAAUUGCCAGUAAAGCAAAAUAUGCCCAAUAUGGUCUCUCAUUUAGGUUUCCACCAUUAGAGACAUUCGAAGAGGAAAAGAUCCGUUCCUUUAGCGUUGAUCCAACUCAGCUUGAAAACCACUACGGUGCUCUUAUAAAUGACCUAAACAAAAGAUAUCUUUUUGGGAAUUAUCCAGUCCUGACGACCCUUAAAUGGCGGUGUUGUGCAUUAUUUAUCCUACUGUUUGUUGUCUUUUUCAUCUUUGGAGCAUUGUACGCACUAAGCGGCAUUCCUGGAAGCAAAUUGUAUGACAGAGACCUUAGAAUUGGUGUUUUUAUCUCUGGAUUGACUCUAUUGUGCUCUAUCUGUCCUUGUGGGUUAUGCAUUAUAUAUGCAUGCCGGAGAAUACUUUCUUCAAGUAUCCAUUCAACAGUAUGUCGAUACAACUUGAAAUUCCACAGAAGCAGUAAAUGCCUCGUGUAUUUUGACAACAAUAAGACACUUCUUUCAAAACCUACACUUUACAUAUUCAAAUACGAUGUCACUGAAUGCGAGAAAUACUUGUCAUCUUUGUUAAAAGAAAUAAGACCUACAGUGGAUUCUGAUACCAACGAGGAAACAGCAAAAAACCUAAUAGUGCAGAAAUUACGGGAACUUCAGGAGACAAAUGGCUUGAUUAACUGGACAAGUUUACCAGAGAGUGUAACUAAUCGUCACCGAACAAGAAACUACAGAGCAUGUCUAUGUGAAAUGAUGGAGGACUAUGUAAAAAUGACAUAUAGAAACACCAAUAUCAUUGUUGUUUAA